GACGAGGCGAGGCUAGAAACAGUUAGGAACAUGGGCUAGGCCUACAUGGUACAUGUACAUUCAGCACACCCAUCCACACUGUACACAGGCUGAGAUACAUCUGCAGCCAUGUUGUCUUUACGGCAUCUCGAUUGCGAGUGGAGGCUGUGUAAUAAUGUCAGCAUAAUGUGCACUCACCGGUCGCUCGAUAAGAGAAUGGCUUCGCCGUUCAGGAAAUCAAGUGUGAGAGUUUACCCGCUCGCGUUCUCGAUCGCGACGUCCUCAAAAUGCCUCCCAAUCCGCGUGUACACGAAGGGAUCAGGGAGAUAGAUGUAAACAACGCGGCCGCCUUUUGGCAUCAUACAAACGUUGUCGCCCACCUGGAUGACGAAGAAUUGGAGACCGCGGUGACCGAGUUCAUUCAAGAGGGCAACUUAGGUCAUCUUGGCCCGACGUUCCGAGCCGAGCUGUCGAAAGCUGCCAGAGUGCUCAAAUGGCAAGACGCAACAGACAGCGACGAAGCCUUACGGGCGCGAGUACCGGAGCUCACCGAAGCCGAUCUCCAAACAUUGAAGCGGGAAGGGAGGUGGAAGGACCAACCGUGGGGUCUUUUUCUGGCUGUCCUGAUCAAUUCCAUCGCGGCGGUUGUACAAGGAUGGGAUCAGAGCGGCACAAACGGAGCGAACCUAUUCUGGACGAGCUCGAUGGGUAUUUCGAUUGAACAUUGUCUCAACAUGGCGGAUCCCCAGAGACCUGCAGACUGCACUCGACGGACUCUCCUACUGGGGUUUGUCAAUUCCGCACCAUAUAUCAUGAUAAGCCUCGUUGCAUGCUGGCUUUCAGAUCCCUUGAAUCAUUACCUGGGCCGACGACUUACGAUCUUCAUCGGCGCGAUUUGCAGCGUCAUUGCCCCCCUCGCAUCCGCCGCCACCCAUUCGUGGCCAGAGCUCAUGGGCACGAGAUUCAUUCUCGGUCUGGGCAUGGGACUCAAAGAGGUGACGGUGCCCAUCCUCUCCGCGGAGAUAGCACCUCGACAGAUCCGCGGCGCCCUCGUCAUGUCGUGGCAGAUCUGCACAGCGUUCGGCAUCAUGCUUGGAUGUGCGGCAAAUUUGAUAUCACUGAGCAUCACCGACGACCAGAAUUUCGUUUGGCGUCUUCAGCUUGGUUCCGCUUUCAUUCCAGCCACGCUUCUAUUAGUUUUCGUCUUAUUCGGGCCGGAAUCGCCACGAUGGCUUGUCCGCAAGCGGCGUCUCGAGAAAGCCUACCGGACCCUCCAGAGAGUCCGUGGACGCGGGAACGAGCUCCUCGCCGUCAAAGAGCUCUUCUACCUGAACUGCGUUAUAGGCCACCAGGACGAGGUCUUCGUGGGAACGAAAGGCUUCCAACGCUUUGUGGAGCUCUUCACUAAGCCGCGCGUGCGCCGCGCUAUGGUCGCGGCAUCCAUCGUGAUGAUCUCCCAGCAGUUUUGUGGCAUCAACGUGCUUGCCUUCUAUUCUUCGACGGUGUUCGACACGAUCGUGCAGACCGACGGGAGUUCCUACCAAGAUGCGCGCACCGCGCUGUUCUUCAGUCUCGGCGUCGGCGUGACCAAUUUCAUCUUUGCGUGGCCCGCAUUCUUCUCCAUCGACAAGUACGGGCGGCGGCCGUUGCUGCUCGUCACCGUCCCGCUGAUGUUCCUCUUCUUGUUCAUCGCCGGGCUGUGCACGCUGAUCGAGGACAAGAAAGUCAGCUUCGGGGUUGUAGUCGCCUUCUUGUAUCUUUUCGUCGUGGUGUAUUCGCCCGGCAUGGGUCCGAUCCCGUUCACGUACUCCGCGGAAGUCUUCCCCAUCACCCACCGGGAGAUUGGCAUGAGCUGGGCUGUUUCGAUGAACAACCUUUUUGGCGCCGCCCUCUCGUUGUCCUUCCCCUCGAUUUGGCAAUUUUUCCGCCCGUUGGGGCUCGGCACGCUCUUCUUUUUCGCUGGGCUGAACAUCAUCUCGUUCAUCCUGAUCUUCUUAUUUGUUCCAGAGACUCAUUUGAAGACGCUUGAGGAUCUCAACGCCAUUUUUGAUCGGCAGACCCGAUCACAUGCGGAGCAUGAGCUCUGCCAUGUACUACCGUGGGCCUUGGAUCGCGUGACAGGCCGGAAAGCGUCCGAACGCCCGAUCUUCGCCGAUUGACAGGAUGUUGUGAGCCU
Molecule: messenger RNA, 2155 nt
Organism: Dissoconium aciculare CBS 342.82
Lineage: Eukaryota; Fungi; Ascomycota; Dothideomycetes; Mycosphaerellales; Dissoconiaceae
Exons: 9
Coding region: 267-2138 (623 amino acids)
Biological process (GO): transmembrane transport
Cellular component (GO): membrane
Molecular function (GO): myo-inositol:proton symporter activity
Source: RefSeq, a predicted model, not a curated record